AUGUCAGACCACGACGAACCUCACCACUUCCUCCACCCUCCACCAAUGAGACACCGCCCUACUACGUCAGACACCUGCGGAGAGAUAGUGGAGGUUGAAGGAGGUCACAUUAUCCGCUCCACGGGGACGAAAGACCGGCACAGCAGAGUCUGCACGGCUAAAGGGCCACGUGACAGGCGCGUGAGACUAUCUGCUCACACUGCGAUUCAGUUCUACGAUGUUCAAGACCGUCUCGGUUUCGACCGACCAAGCAAAGCCGUUGAUUGGCUCAUCAAAAAGGCUCAGACUUCCAUCGACGAACUCGCUCAGCUUCCUCCGUGGAACCCCGCCGACGCUAUCCGCAACGCCGCCGUUAAAGUUAAAACAAGAAGAACCGCCGCCAAAACCAAAAUCUCUCCGUCGCCGCCACCGCCGCAACGGCUUCAGCAGCAGCACGUCUCUGCUUCCGAGCCUGUUCUGUUCUACGGACAGAGCAGUCCGUUUGGUUACGACGGCACGUGGACGGGUGGUUGGGAGCAACAGUCAGUUCAGAGACUUGUGGCUUGGAACAGCGGAGGAGCAACCGAUGCUGGAAACGGAGGAGGAGGAGGGUAUCUUGCUCCGACGUCGUAUCAGUCACUACUUGGCCAAAGUCAGCUUCUUUAUUCUCAGAGGGGUCCCCUUCAGUCCAGUUACACUCCCAUGAUCCGUGCUUGGUUUGAUUAUCCGCCGGUUCACCAAUACGAAUUCUCUUCCGGUUUUGGCGUACCAGCACGGUUUCAGGGACAAGAGGAGGAGCAGCACGACGGUUUCACCAACAAACCGUCCCCUGCUUCCUCUAUUUCUCGCCGUUGA
Molecule: messenger RNA, 834 nt
Organism: Eruca vesicaria subsp. sativa (arugula)
Lineage: Eukaryota; Viridiplantae; Streptophyta; Magnoliopsida; Brassicales; Brassicaceae
Source: the annotation of a GenBank genome assembly